Molecule: messenger RNA, 324 nt
Organism: Cinara cedri
Lineage: Eukaryota; Metazoa; Arthropoda; Insecta; Hemiptera; Aphididae
Source: the annotation of a GenBank genome assembly
AUGCAUCAAAGCGUGGCUCCCAGCAAUCACUCCUCAAUUUAUCGCUACGCCUGUUCACAGUACGGCCACCGACAGGUAAGUAUCCUCCGGUUAAUUAACCACCAUCUAGCGUUACUCAUAAGCCCUGCAGUCAAAGCCUACUGUACGGUACCGACUGCAGAUCAAGUCCACGGCUGUCAUCGGGGCUCAGAGACCACCCGACUUAUUCUCCAUAGAUGUCGUGAAUUGGACAUAUUUCGACAUCCAGAGAUGGACGAACAGGCGGUUAAACCUACUCAGAUGCCUCCAGGAGGUCUACCGACUUGCCAUUUACCAAUGUGUUGA